Rangifer tarandus platyrhynchus (Svalbard reindeer) is the source of this 306-nucleotide messenger RNA. Lineage: Eukaryota; Metazoa; Chordata; Mammalia; Artiodactyla; Cervidae. The record is from the annotation of a GenBank genome assembly.
AUGAAUCAGGUAAAUAUUUUCUUGAGGUUGAAUGUUUUUAACAGUUUGAGUAAAUGCUCUUCAAAGCUUCAAGUACUGGGUCAAAUGCACUUUUCCUUUAAAGGAAAAGUCUCACCCUUUCUCUUUUUAUCUGUGAAAGUGGUGUGGACGCUAUUUGAAGUAGCUACUACCUUUUUUUCCUUUUUUGUUUUCUUGAAAGAAAAGUGGGAAGCCAUGAAAAUGUGGGAAGACCAUGUUCAGAGGGUCUUUUCUCUUGAGAAAGCAUCUGUAGUCCAAUCACAAGCCUUCAGGUUCCCACCUAUGUAA